UACAUUGUGACCGUUCUGUUCUCCAUUCCCCCACCUAAAGCCCCAAAUUAAGAAAAUCAAUCAGCAAAAAAACCCACUUUAUUGACACCAAUGCUAGGCCAUUUUGCUAGUCAUCUCUUUCAAACUUUCUUCACCUACAAAAGAAAGAGAACAAGUUAAAGCUAGAAGCAGAUCUUUACAUGAAAAUGCUACACUUACACCCUUGAACAAAAAUCCCACUUUGUUAAUCAUCAACUAACAAAAUGUGUUCAACUCCACACUACUCAAGUAAGUCCUUUACACAUCUCUUUACCAACUCAAUUAUUAUCUUACUGCUUCUUGUUUUGCUUCCUUUUAUUCCUUCAGAGCCUCCUCAGUUUGUUAAACAGACCAUUUUUACAUCUUUUUGGGAGCUUUUUUAUCUUUUUGUAGUUGGCAUUAUUGUGUGUUAUGGUUUGUUUAGUAGAAGAAAUUGUGAAAAUAAAAAUCUGGGUUGCUCAAGUAGUGAUUUUUCAGCUUCAUAUGUUUCUGGUAUUUCAUAUGUUUCUUCAUUUUUUGAAAAUGGGGUUGGAAAUACUUAUGGGUAUGGUGAGAAGAAUGUGACCCGGGAUAGGGGUUUUGGGGAAAGUUUUGAUUUUGAUGAGUUUACUGAUUCUGGAUCUUCGAGAUUGCGAAAGGGGGUUAGUGAUGAAAAUGUGAGGAAGGAGUGGGAUUCUAAGUGUGCUGUUACAGAAUCUAUGGUAUUUGUGGCCAAUGGAAAAUAUGAGGUCAAACCAGAAAGAAGAAAUGGUCAUAGACCCUUGAAUUUGCCUGUUAGGAGUUUAAAAUCGAGAAUCAUAGACAUUGCUGGUGAUCACGAAGGUAACAAUUUGGCAGCUUCUGAUAUAAGUAAAAAGUUGAGGUUUAGGGGUCUAGUUCCCAUAAAUUUGGAUGAGAAGUUUAGGGAGACUGUUGUUGCGUCUCCCGUCCCCUGGGGUUUAAGAUCUGAAAGGAUGGAUUUAAGAGAAAACAUGGGUAAUGUAAAGCCUGCUUUUGUUGGUAAAACCGAAUUGGUGUGUCCAAAGUUACCUACUGCAAAGCCUCUCUCUCCAACGAUUCUAACCUCAGAGAUGGAAGAGUUUGAGAGGAAGGAUAGUUUUCGAGUGUCCUUCCCUCCAGCCUUGGAAUCAUCAUUGGCACCAUUAAGAAAUAAACCUUCAUCCAGUAGAUUCAGUAGUCAAAGAUUUGGCACUGAGGUUGCUGCUGAGAAAAAUAACAAAAAUAAUUUGAAGAGCUUUAGUAAAGGUGAAACAGAGGCUUUGUCUAACAGGGCAACCAAGGGUGUUGUAUCAUCGAAUUUGGAUAGUAAACCUGCAAAUCUGGUCAAAGCGCGAUCCAUGGUGGGCUCAUUUUCUGCGAUGAGUGUGGAUAAUAUUUGUAAAAAUGACUUGAAGGGAUUACAUAAGGGUCAAAAAGAGGAGUCAAUGUACAAACCAAACGAAUGCAUUGAAUUUUUGAAAUCGGAUGUGAGACAUGCAGAUCUUGUCAAGGGACAACUUCAGGUUGGUUCGACUUCUCAGAUGAGUAACGAAAGAAGUUCUGAUAAUAACUUGAAAGCUUCUUUUAGAACUGACAAAGGGGACUUGUUGGAGGGAGAAAACACGAGUAAUGAUUUUUGGAACUUGGAUUUGAAUACUGCAUGUCUUCUUAAUGGCAGUUUUGGCACUGCAUUGUCUUCUGAGAAUGAUGGGGAGAAAAAGUCUGAAACCGCUUCUGUGGAUUUUGGUAAUCCCAAAAAAGAAGACUUGCGGAGCAGAAAUAGCAUUGAUUCAUUGAAGCCAGAUGUGAUACCUAAAUCUACUAUGAACUGUUUAAAAAGGGGGAAAUCUGUUAGAACAAUAAGAUCAAAUGAAUUAUCGGUGGACGUCAAAAAAAGUGAAGAGGCUUACUUAAUCCACACAGGUGAUAAAUCUGUCAAGCUCUGUGAUGAAGAUAAAGCAGGAUUACAGAAAAAAUAUGAUUGGAGGGAUGGUCUUAUAUGUGAAGUAGAAGAACACAGUAGAAAAAAUAAAAACAUAUCUUCUGACAUGAAAAACUCGAAGUUAAGGAAGAAUCGCCAUGGAGAAAGACAAAAAAAUGGCACCAGGAAUUCAGUAAAAUGCGAAAGCAUCUUCAUGGAGUCUGAUAACUUCCAGGUUAUCGCAGAUAAGGAGGAAACCAGGCCAGGCAUUGUUGGUGACACUCACAUAGAAUUUAAUGAGGUUGACAAGAAAGCUGCCGAAUUUAUUGCCAAAUUCAGAGAGCAGAUUAGACUGCAGAAAGUUGCAUCAAAGAGAGAAAUGAACUUCCUGAAAAUAAUGUACUUUGUCCCGGGAUUGGGGAUUAUAGUUGCCUGAAACAAACAUGGCUACUUAGUCUCUGCAUAUAUAAAUCUCUCAAAGGCUAACAGUUACAAUACAUUGGAUGGAAGGCUACUUUAUAUGUUUAUUGUGAGCUGGAUAUAUGAUGAAGGUAUAUGAUAUCGUGUUGGCACACGAUGGCAUAAAUCUUGAUCUUUUGUGUGCAAAAUUCCACUCUUCCGUUGAGAAUGUUUAUUUUUCUCUCACCUGUACUACUUCUCUAGUUGUUUAUGUAUCUUGAAUAUUGAACUUAUGGAG
Daucus carota subsp. sativus is the source of this 2615-nucleotide messenger RNA. RefSeq lists its product as uncharacterized. Lineage: Eukaryota; Viridiplantae; Streptophyta; Magnoliopsida; Apiales; Apiaceae. The transcript is spliced from 2 exons. Bases 243 to 2354 code for a protein of 703 amino acids. The record is from RefSeq and is a predicted model, not a curated record.